UAUAGAAGUAUCGAUGGGAAACAUUUCAAAUUAAAUGUUGUCAUUCAAUACACAGGCCAACUUUUGUGUCUAAACGAUAAUAAAAUUGGGGCACCUAAGCUGGCCCAAGCUACAGCUAGGUCUUACUAACUUCGGGUCGGGUCAACGGAAUUCUUGUGACCCAUUUGAAGUCAAUAGCGUUCUCCUCCACAAGAUAAAGCAGAUGAUAAGGCCAUCAUAUCUUCUAGUUCCUCAUUCACUUCUCCUGUUCGGUUUCGAAAAAUCAUCCAUUCGCAUUCGUAACCUCUUAAUUCAAUAGCCAGGUCCAAAAAACCCUCUCAAUUCAAUAUCGAUCCAAAAAAAAAAAAGAAAAGGAAAGGAAAAUAAUUAGAAAGCGAUGAUGAUUUCGGUGCAACCCUGUCAUAAGACUCGCCUUCCGUCAGCGUCGGCGUGCCUCUUCGAAACCUCAAAGCUCCACAACAACGAGAGGAAGCCAGAAACGACGUCGUCAAGGAGGAGGUUGUUAGUUUGCCAAAGCAACCAAAGGAAAGUGAAAUGCAGAAGCAGUAGUAAUGGAGGAGAGGGAGACAAGAAGAGCGAGAGACGGUCGUUUUUGACUCUGGAGGAAGCUGGUUUGGUGGAGAUUUCUGGACUCAGUUCUCACGAACGCUUUCUUUGCCGUCUAACAAUAUCUUCCUUAAAUCUGCUGAGAGUGAUAUCUGAGCAAGAAGGGUGUUCAAUCGAGGAGCUUAAUGCUGGGAGGGUAUGUGAUUGGUUUGUCAAAGACAAGCUGAAAAGAGAGCAGAACAUUGAAUCUGCUGUGCUUCAAUGGGAUGAUUCUGAGUUUCAAAUUUAAUUAAUCAUAGUCAUGAUUUUGAUUUCGCAAGCUCUUUAUAGGAGGAAUACAAUUUGCAAAAUUCAAUUUAACAAUCCAUCAAUGUUAGAUUUUAAUACACACAUAUAUAUUUAUAUAUAUAGAGAGAUCUGAAUUGAGAUUUAUUUUUUUUAAUAUGCAAUUGCUCAUAGGGAUAGAUGAUUGUGCUGGAUUAAAUACUUACUAAAUUGGUUAUCCCGUGCUUCGC
Molecule: messenger RNA, 1061 nt
Organism: Neltuma alba
Lineage: Eukaryota; Viridiplantae; Streptophyta; Magnoliopsida; Fabales; Fabaceae
Exons: 2
Coding region: 377-835 (152 amino acids)
Source: RefSeq, a predicted model, not a curated record